This is a messenger RNA of Rosa rugosa (rugosa rose), 3003 nucleotides long. RefSeq names its product putative disease resistance protein RGA3. The record is from RefSeq and is a predicted model, not a curated record. Gene Ontology annotation, biological process: defense response to other organism. Lineage: Eukaryota; Viridiplantae; Streptophyta; Magnoliopsida; Rosales; Rosaceae. The transcript is spliced from 2 exons. The coding region runs from base 1 to 3003 and encodes 1000 amino acids. Gene Ontology annotation, molecular function: protein binding; ADP binding.
AUGGCAGAAGUACUUGUUAACGUUCUCCUUGAGCGUUUGGCUACGAUCACCCUUGACAAGGUCGGAGGAGAGUUCAAACUGGUCACUGGUGUUGAGAAAGAAGUCAAGAGCCUCACCCGCAAUCUCGAAGCUAUUCAAGCUGUGCUCGAGGAUGCAGAGCAGAGGCAAGUGACGGAGCCAACUGUGAGACGUUGGCUGAGUGAACUGACUGAAGUUUCCUUCGACAUGGAUGACGUGUUGGAUGAGUGGAUAACUGAAGUUCUGAAGCAACAAAUGGAGAAACAAGAAAAACAAGUUGAAGAUGCUCUUAUUGUUACUACUAAGAAGAAGGUAUGCUUCCCCUUCCUUUCCUCUUGCUUUUGUUUCGGCCAAGUCAAUCAGUUAAUGCUUCGUCAUGAUAUUGCUGUGAGGAUAAAAGACCUAAAUGAAAGAUUAGCUUCAAUUGAUGAAAGAAAACAAAGUUUUGGCUUUCAAAACAUCACAAGGGUCUCCGAAUUACCUGAACGACAAAAAACUACUUCUCUUCCUAAUGUUAAAACAUUCGGUCGAGAUAAGGAAAAAAGCCUCAUAGCCAGCAAGCUGCUGAGUGAGAGUAGUGAGGGAAAUGAGGUUCCUCUUAUCAUCCCUAUUGUAGGGAUGGGGGGAAUGGGGAAAACAACUCUUGCUCAACUUGUUUAUAAUGAUGAAGAGGUCAAAUCUCAUUUUGACAAGAGAAUAUGGGUCUGUGUCUCAGACCCUUUUGAAGAGAUCAAGAUUGCUCAAGCUAUCAUUGAAGAAAUAGAUACAGAUAAUAGUUCAAAAAGCUCAAAUGUGUUGCAAACCCUGACGCAAUGUAUAUAUAAAUUGAUUGAGGGUAAAAAGUUUCUCCUGGUUUUAGAUGAUGUUUGGAGCCCAAACUCUGAUCAAUGGGAAGAAUUGAUCAAACCUUUACGUUAUGGUGCUACUGGUAGUAGAGUAUUGGUGACCACUAGAAAGGAGGAGGUUGCUACUUUAAUGAAAGCAACAACGACUCAAAUGAUCUCUUUGAAGGCAUUGAGUGAUGCAUUUUGUUUGUCAUUGUUCUAUUACAGUGCAAACAUGGACGAGAAUAAUGUGUCUAAAGAGUUUAAAGAUAUUGGAUUGAAGAUUGUGAAAAGGUGCAAUGGGUUGCCUCUUGCUGCAAAGACAUUAGGAAGCCUCAUGCGCAAUAAGAAAAAGAUUCAUGAAUGGCAAGCUGUUUUGAACAGUAAGACAUGGGAAUUGAAAGAAAUUCAACAAGAUGUUUUUCGACCACUACUACUAAGUUAUCAUGAUUUGACUCCAGCAAUCAAACGUUGUCUUUUGUAUUGUGUUACAUUUCCAAAAGAUUAUGUGUACAAUAUGAAUUGUUUGAUUGAGUUGUGGAUGUCGCAGGAUUAUUUGAAUGCCAAAGAAAGUAAAGAAAAGAUAGUAGUUGGUCAAAAUUAUUUUGAUGACUUAGCAAUGCGGUCAUUCUUUCAAGAUAUUGAGGUAGAUGAUGAGGAUGAGUAUGGAAACAUAAGGUGCAAAAUUCAUGAUAUUGUACAUGACUUUCUACAAUAUUUGACCAAGGAUGAAUGUUUGAUUUUGGAUUUUGAGUUGGAUGCUAGUGAGAGAAGGGAUGUGUCAAAGGAUAACAUUCGACAUUUGACUUUAGUGCACGCAAUAGAGAAUGAGUCAUUGGCACAUUUUCUCCUCAAUUGUAAAAAAUUACGUACCUUGAUGGCUAUAGAUUCAUUCAAAUAUUCCAUUGGCCCAAUAUUUGAGUUGACAGUACAAUUGAAAUGCCUUAGAACAUUAAGCUUGUGUGGUGGGUGGGGGGAGAGUUGUCUCAGAGAAAUUCCCGAGACGAUAGGUGGAUUGAUACAUUUGAGGUAUCUUGAUUUAUCCGGUAAUGAAUACUUGAAAGAAUUACCCAGCGCCCUGGGCAGCUUAUACAACCUGCAAACCUUGCGACUUGUUUAUUGCUCUAGUCUCAAAGAAAUUCCCGAGACGAUCGGUGGAUUAAUACAUUUGAGGUAUCUUGAUUUAUCCUUUAACACCGAGUUGAAAGAAUUACCCAGCGCCCUGAGCAGCUUAUCCAACCUGCAAACCUUGCGACUUGUUGGUUGCGAGAUUCUCGAAAAAGUAGAUGUGCGAAGGCUGAUUAACUUGAGGCAUCUUUAUGUUGAAGGCUGUGAGAAGCUAGAGUUAAUUAAAGGGAUUGAGAAAUUAACAGAUCUGCAAAGGCUAGAUGUGUUUCUUGUCCCAUUUAUUGGUGGUGAUGAAGGAAACAAGUUGGAAGAUCUGAAAGACUUGAACCAGCUUCAAGGGAGUCUUGAUAUUUAUAUUCGAGGAAAUCCAAAUAUGGCGGAGAAUGCAGCAGCAAUUAUGGUGAACAAGGCUCACCUCCUGCAAUUGAGGCUAUCUUUCCCUUUGGAUUCUGAUGAAGGAGAGAGUAGAGAAAUUAUGAAUGGCUUAGAGCCGCAUCCAAGUUUGGAAUCUUUAUCCAUCGUUGGGUAUAGAGGCGGCGCCUUCUCCCAUUGGUUGUCGUCUUUAAACAGCUUGAGAGUGCUCACCCUUCGUUGUUGCGGCAAAUGUGGGGUUUUGCCUCCUUUAGGGAAACUGGCGUCCCUUGAAUCAUUGGAUAUUUCGAGUGUCUGGGAACUUAAAAAGGUAGGAGUUGAGUUUUUGGGAAUAGAUGAUGGGCAAACCUCGUCGUCUUCCAUUUUCAUAUCAUUCCCCAAGCUCAAACAACUCACCAUCGAAGACAUGGAGUCAUGGGAAGAGUGGGAAGGAGUGGAAAAUAAUAAUAUUACAAUCAUGCCAUGCCUCUCUCAGUUGUCAAUUGAGAGUUGCCAUCACCUGAAAGCACUGCCGGACUUCCUGUGGAAGACACCACUACAGAAAUUGCACAUCGACAGAUCUCCAAUUCUCCAAGACCUUUACAGACAAGGAACUGGUGAGGAGUGGGCCAAGAUUUCUCACAUCCCAAAAAUUUCGGUAUUCCCAAUGGCAAAGACAUAA